This is a messenger RNA of Ochotona princeps (American pika), 414 nucleotides long. RefSeq names its product cTAGE family member 9-like. Gene Ontology annotation, biological process: protein secretion; vesicle cargo loading; endoplasmic reticulum to Golgi vesicle-mediated transport. The record is from RefSeq and is a predicted model, not a curated record. The coding region runs from base 136 to 414 and encodes 92 amino acids. The transcript has 4 exons. Lineage: Eukaryota; Metazoa; Chordata; Mammalia; Lagomorpha; Ochotonidae. Gene Ontology annotation, cellular component: endoplasmic reticulum exit site; endoplasmic reticulum membrane.
CAGAAAUGCUUGCAUAUUAGUUUUCAUGUUGUGUUUGCAGUGAUAAUUAUGGAUAUUUUUAUGGGAGGUUCCAGUUUUGAUACAGUUAAAAACAUAUAAGUCUUUUCUGUAUGACAUGCCUUGAAUAUAUUAUAAAUGUUCACUUUUGCUUUAAGGUACCUGAUGGUCGAGGAAUACUACCAGCUUGAUCAAAAGGCUGAUGUUUCACUUGUGGAUGAAGAUUGCAGCUAUAGAACAAAAGAAAUCUUGAUUUAUAGAAAGAGAGUUGAAGAUCUUGAACAAGAAUUGGAUAGAACCAUUUGUAAUUCUCAAAGACUGAUACUUUCUUAUGAGAAAGAAGCACACAUCAAUUGGUGGGAAGCUUAUACUGCUGAAAGAAACCUCAAUGACCUAAAGAAAAAAAAUGACUUCUGA